GCAUUUCCGCUUCCUGUGUUGAGGCGGUUGUGUCUGUCGGCUCGUAUCCUUAAGUUGAGGCGGCUUGAGGGGCAGGCGAGGAGGCUGCGGCGAACGCGGGCUCCGCGAAGAGCUGGCGAUUCUUCGGGAGUGAGCAGACCUCCCCGCGCGGUGUGGGGCUCCGGCAGCAGCGUGGGGAGGGGACUGGGUCAGUGAGGGCUGGACGCUGCCCAGGCCGCCCGGACACUGCCCUGCGCCCUCAGGCCUGCGAAGGGAGGGGAGGGAGGGGAGGUGGGCUUCUCCGGCAGCAGGCUCCGAGACUCGCCGGGCCCGGGCAGGGAGGGUCCCCAGGGUCAGCACUCCUCCUAACCCUUACUUCCUGGCCCCCGAGAGGUCCCCUCCCCCUUUCCCCCUCUUUUUUCCCGUAGUUUGAGCUGUGGCCGAGGCAUGUCAUAGUCCCUGGAGUGUUUUUGCGUGCGCUUCCCGCUUCAUCAAAGUUAGCUGGCUGGCUCAGAAAGAAGUGGUCCCAAGUGUAUACCACGGAACUUCCAGUGAAAGACUGCACAUGUUAGCCCAAGGGACCUUUCUCUGUUAGAAUUCUCUAGUUUGAAUUACAAGUUUAAACAUAGAGCCCUUUUUUUCUGCCACUAAUUUAUUUGAGGGACCUUAGGAAAAUCACUUGGCUUCUCUUGACAAACUUUUCUCAUAUCUAAAAGAAGGGGAAUGUACUCUGUUUCCAAAAGUCCUUUCCAACACUAAAAAUCUAUAAUUUUUAGAACCUAGGACCCAAGGAGAACAGGGUAUGGAGAAGCUUGGGACAAAUAAUCAACCUGCCGGUUAAGUAGGCUCUAGAGAGCCUACCCUUUCCUAAAAUCCCAUGCCCUGUUCAGGUGCUGCUCUCCAUGGUGCUUGUGUGUGAUCUCAACCUCAUUCUGGGUUCCAAUUUGUAGUUCUGGGGACGAACAUAACUUGGUAUCAUAAUGAAGGGAUAGGUAGGGACUGACCUUCCUCUGUUGAAGAAGCCUGGGAAAGGAAGAAACAAGGAGGUAUUUUAUGCUGCUGUACAAGGAUCUGGGAUGGGUUAACAUCCAUCAGUUAAUAUCUGUUGAUGCUAUUGUUAUGUUUCUCUAUACCUAGAGCCCUCUGGAAGAGUUCCACUCAGUGGUGCCUAGCCAGAGGCAAGAGUUAGCUUGCCAGGGAAAAAAAAAGAAAGGAAGAAAUCCGACCACAAGGAAAAAGCCUCUUCUUCUUGAACUGGACAAUGGCUGUAGUUUUGGACCCUCAGGUCCAGGCUACUCAAACACAAGACGGAUUCCUCAUAGUGAAACUAGAAGAUGAUUCCCCCUGGCAUCAGGAAUCUUUCCUUCAUGGAAAUGACCAAGGUCCUAAGGCUUCCUGUCAGCGUUUCUGGCAGUUCCAAUAUCAGGAGGCAGCAGGGCCACGUGAAGCUUUAAAUCAUCUCCGUGAACUCUGUCGUCAGUGGUUAAGACCAGAGAAGUGCACUAAAGAACAGAUUCUAGAGCUGCUUGUGCUGGAGCAGUUCCUGACUGUUCUUCCUAGAGAAAUCCAGACCUGGGUUAGAGAACAACAUCCAGAGAGUGGAGAGGAGGCAGUGACCCUGGUGGAAAAUUUGCAAAGAGAACCUGGCAGGUCAGGGCUGAAGGUCCCAGUCGUUAUGAAAGGGCAGGAAGUACUCACAGAGAUGGUAACAGCUGCAGGAUCAGUACCCAAUUCACUAAGUAUCCAUCUGAAGCAAACACAGACAAAAUCCAAAUGUACACUCCAGGAGAAUGCAGAGAGAUUACACCUAGGACCAGAGAAAGAGCUGAGCUGUGAUCCUAAGAUAGAGCCCCAUUCCCUUCAGGACAGUGCUCUGCCUACUUCUCCGGUGCUUGAUCUUCCUGCAGAAGCAAGUAGCAGUAACCAAGAGAUGGUGGGCAGGUCCCAGGAGCUGGUGACUUUUGGAGAUGUGGCCGUAUAUUUCUCUCAGGAGGCACAGGGACAGUUGGACCCAACUCCACCAGACCUCUUGCAAGAUCAAACUCAGGAGAAUUAUGAAAAUGGUGUCUCUCAGAGAUUUCCAGUUCCCAGACCCAAUAUGAUCUCCCAGUUAAAGCAAGAGGAGAAACUGCAGAACCCAGAUCUUCAAGGCUCUAAGGAGAAGGAAAAUUCAAAAGAUUCUCAAUUAGGUGAACAAGCAAAAUUUGUUCAAGCAGCAGUAAUGAAAAAAGUCAAACACUGGGAAGAUCUGGAGCAUCAGGGCUUGGAAGAUGAGAAGGUGGCAGGUGUACACUGGGGCUAUGAGGAAACCAAAAUCUUCCUAGGGAUUCUCAGUGAGUCUUGGAUUUAUGAAAAACUCCGAACUUGUCACCGGAACCGUCAGGUAUACCGGAUUGUGGCCAAGAGACUACGUGAGCGAGGCUUCCUCCGGACUCUGGAACAAUGUCGAUAUAGAUUUAAAAACCUUCAGACAAACUACCGCAAAGCAAGAAGCACCCACACCCCAGGAACCUGCCCCUUCUACGAGGAGAUGGAUGCUCUGAUGAGCCCCCGUAUUGCUGUCACUGCCCUAGAGGUGGAAGGGGAUGUCCUUGGGCAGGGGGACCAUGAUGUUGAAACUGAAGAACUCGAGAGGGAUAGUUGGGAACAUGAGGAAAUAGCUGUGGCAGGGGUUGUGUUAGAGGGUGGAUCCAGGGAACUGGACCUGGUCCAUCCAGCAGCAUCUUUGGAAGAAUUGAAAUCAGGGGCUAUAACAGAAGAUUCUGAUGGUGAUGAAUUGGGUAACGAUAAAACAUCUGAAAGCCCUGGUACCCCAACCCUGUUUCGGAGUGCCACGGGAGUGCACUGGGGAUAUGAAGAAACCAAGAUUUUUCUGGGGAUUCUUGGUGAGCCUCAUAUUUAUGAAAAACUCCGGACCUGUCACCGGAACCGUCAAGUGUACAGGAUUGUGGCUGAGCGUCUUCGUGAAUGUGGUUUCCUCCGAACUCUGGAGCAAUGUCGUUACAGAUUUAAAAACCUUCAGACACACUACCGAAAAGCAAGAAGUGGCCACACCCCAGGGACCUGCCCCUUUUAUGAAGAGAUGGAUGCCCUGAUGAGUCCAUGGACUACCAUUACUCCCUUUGAUGUCCUAGAAAUGGCAGGGGGUCUUCUAAAGGAGAAAGCAGAAUCCAAGGAGAGCACUGGCUGGGAGAACCACGAGACAGUAACAGAAGAUGGCAACCAUGUGGAAGUGGAGGCAUCACCAAAGGCGCUCAAGAACUUUAAGUCACAGGAUCUAUUUCAGAAUCCCAGUGAACUUCCCAUUCCCAAGCCAGAUUCAAACUCCAGGCCAGAGAAGGGGGAAGAGCUAUGGAAUGUCAAUCUCCCUGAUUCUAAGGAAAUUCAGAGAAGUCCCCACACAGAUUUGGAAAUGAGCAAUGAGAAGGAGGAGAAUCUGAGCCAGGAAAUUUCUGAGGAAAUAGCACUACAUGCAGCAUUACUGGGAAGCUCCAAAAGAAAUGUUUCCCAUUAUCUUAAUGGAGGAAAGCCUGGGGAAAGCGAAUACAGAAUUGAAAGACCAUGGGAAAUGCUCCCAGGGGAGGCACAAGGGCCACCAUCUCCUCACAAAAGAAAUCUGGGCAAUUUUAUAGGUCUUCAGGGAACCUACAUAGGAGAAAACCCAAACACAUGUUCUGAAUGUGGAAAAAACUUCAGUCAGAGCUCACACCUUGCUGUACAUCGAUUAGCUCACGUUGGGGAAAAGAAAUCAUAUAAUUGUGAUGAGUGUGGUAAGACCUUUGGUCGAAGUUCACAUCUUAUUUGCCACCAGAGAAUCCACACAGGAGAGAAGCCUUACAAAUGUCCUGAAUGUGGAAAAGGCUUCAGUGAUCACUCUAACCUCACAGCACAUCAAAGAAUCCAUACCGGAGAAAAACCCUAUAAAUGUGGUGAGUGCUGGAAAAGCUUCAAUCAAAGCUCAAGCCUUAUUAUGCAUCAGAGAAUUCACACAGGAGAAAAACCCCACAAGUGCAGUGAAUGUGGAAAAAGCUUCACUAACAGCUCACAUUUCAAUGCUCAUUGGAGGACUCACACAGGUGAAAAACCCUACCAGUGUCCUGAAUGUGGGAAAAGAUUUAGUAAGAGUUCUACCCUCACUAGCCAUCAGAGAAUACAUCAGGAGAAAAAACCCUAUGAAUGUCUUGAAUGUGGAAAAAGUUUCAGUGAUCGUUCAAAUCUCAUUACACAUCGACGAAUUCAUACAGGAGAGAGACCCUAUAAGUGUGGUGAGUGCGGGAAAAGCUUCAAUCAGAGUUCAAGCCUUAUUAUACACCAGAGAAUACACACAGGAGAGAAACCCUAUGAAUGUAGUGAAUGUGGCAGAAGGUUUAAUAACAGCUCACACUUUAGUGCACACCGGAGAACUCAUAUGGGAGAGAAACGCUGACUGGCACCAAAUGUUAGAGAAAUAUCAGUAAAGCUUCAAGUUUUACAUACCAGGUAAUCAACCCCAAAAGAAAAGUUUCUGUUGUAUUUAAUUCUGUACCACAUCUGAAAAAAACUGUAGCAGUUAAGGUUCACUACCCAACAGAAAUAAUGUUUCUGUUUUAUUUAAAUGUGCACUUGUCUUAGAAAAUAUGCUUCAGGAUUCUCUUAAAUGCUGUUGAAGCUGAAGCCAUGUUUCCAAAGCCAUUAGAGACCAGAGUUCUUUUCUGACUCAGUCACCAUCUCACUGUAUGGCUCCUGUAUGACUUCCAUAGCUUCCACACCUUGGAAAUAGGAAGAGGGCAGUUCUGUCCUUGAACACCCUCCCUGCCUGGAGAGAGGAGUGGCAUUAUCACCAUCAGAGAAGUGACAAUAAUGGUCAUAUAACCUAGCUGCAGAGCAGGACUGUGGACCCACACUGAGUGUGCAAUUAUCACUGCCCAGCAUCACUUGAAGGACAUGAAAGAGAGACCACAUCUAGAGUCUCUUUCAGUGCUAGAAGUUGGUGUUCUCUAAACUACUACAAACACCACCUGCCAGCUUGGUUUUUCUUUAUUUAAUGAGGGAUGGCUAUGAGUAAUGGUACUAUAUUUAAUUCAAGUCAGUAGCCAUCAUAAUAAGUGCCUACUACAUACAAAGCACUGCACUAUGCACUAUAGGUAGGAGGUGGAAGAAAUGCAAAAAUAAUUGUUCCAAAUUACAGCUGUGCUUCUAUAAUGUUGAAGAAUUAUAUUCUUUGGUCUGAAA
Phascolarctos cinereus (koala) is the source of this 5190-nucleotide messenger RNA. RefSeq names its product zinc finger and SCAN domain-containing protein 29-like. NCBI's taxonomy places the organism in Eukaryota, Metazoa, Chordata, Mammalia, Diprotodontia, Phascolarctidae. Gene Ontology annotation, biological process: regulation of transcription by RNA polymerase II. Gene Ontology annotation, molecular function: RNA polymerase II cis-regulatory region sequence-specific DNA binding; DNA-binding transcription factor activity, RNA polymerase II-specific. The record is from RefSeq and is a predicted model, not a curated record.